Messenger RNA from Varanus komodoensis (Komodo dragon), 878 nucleotides. RefSeq names its product SPC25 component of NDC80 kinetochore complex (gene SPC25). Lineage: Eukaryota; Metazoa; Chordata; Lepidosauria; Squamata; Varanidae. The transcript is spliced from 7 exons. The record is from RefSeq and is a predicted model, not a curated record. The coding region runs from base 106 to 792 and encodes 228 amino acids. Gene Ontology annotation, cellular component: Ndc80 complex. Gene Ontology annotation, biological process: chromosome segregation.
UCCGUUCACUCUCUGGUUCUCGCGCGCGGGACCAAUAAGGGGGAGAGGCCGUUGAUCGAGGGCGCGAAAGGGGUGGAAGUUUGGAAAUGGGGACGGAGCGGAAAAAUGGCCCAGACCAAAGAUGAUGAUGAACUGGCAAUACUUGAAAAAGAGAUCAAGGAAUUUUGGACUAAGUUCCAAGCCACUUGUUGCAAUGAGCCUGUUGAGCAGACUCUGGGACUAAGAGAUUUGUGGUAUGAGUCCAUAAGCAAUCUUUCAGAAAAAUGGUCGAAGAGACUGAAAGAAGGAGAUGAAAUAAUCAAAAAAAUUCACGAGUACACAAAUGAACUCUGUCAAAAGAACAAAUCCAUUGAAGAAAAACAGGAGAAAUUAUCAGAAGUUCUUGAUAGAAUUCAUGAUGGAGAAAAGCAAGAGAAAGACUUGAUGGUUAGCAUCCAAGAGCUCAAGGAAGAGUUAAUCAGAAAAAAGGAAACUAAAAACAAAGUGACAGAAGAAAUGGAGGGAAGGCUCCGUAAGGCCGAAAUGCUAUUUAAAGAGCGACUUGGGUUAGAAAUACGCAAAACCAGUGCAAAUCAUUUGCAAUUUAUAUUCCACGGUAUUGAUCAGAAGGAUUUUGACAAGCCAUAUAUACUUACCCUUUCCAUAAAUGAAGAGGGAGCAUAUGAAGUGAUCUCUUGUUCUCCUCCCCUGGACUGUAUAGAAGAAUUGCAGCUAAAAGUGAGAGAAACCAACAAUUUUUCUGCAUUUAUCGCUAACGUCAGGAAGGCCUUCAUUGCUUUGACUUUUAAAUGAUGUGUUGCUAUAUAUGUAAAAUGUCUGUAUACCAGUUCUUGCUACUUUUUCUUUCUGAAUAGAAGAAUAAAAGCUAGGAGGUUUUU